AUGUCAGAAAAAUCCAACAUGAUCGGUACUCAAGGCGGCGAUUUGACGCAGAAGCCCCAUGGCCUAAACAAAAGGAUGGGUGGUCUAAACAAAAGGAUAGACGACCUAAAGAAAACGACAGACAUUCUAAAGGAAACAAUGGACGACCUAGAGAAAUCGACAGAUAACCUGAAAGAAUGGCUUAUGAUUACACGUAUGGAUGAGCUGGGGUAUGCAGCACGGCACAAGAAUAGCUUCUUCCUUGCAGACUUAAAGACAGAUGUAGAAGCCAUUGCCUGGGCGCAAGGUAACACGGAACACAAAUACAGACAAUACGCUGCUAUACUUGGAUUAGAGGAAAUGUAUGGCUUGUCUUUAAGCAGAUGCCGCUCCCUCGUUCGUACAGCACCAGAAAAGAUCAUACGAAUUGCGAACAAAAGAAGUGAUCUCCGUCAUUUCUUUUGGUACCAGGAAAGUCGGUAUUAUCAGGAAAAGGAGAUUAAGGAGGGAAUUAAGGACAUGAAGACAAUUUGCACGGAUAUUAUUACUCUGUGGAAAUACUCUGAACCUCGACAUCUUAAUGAUAAAAUUAUGGCAAAGGUCGCUGAAUUUGACAGGCUCUUGCAAGAAUAUCACAAAGUCCGUGGUCGUUGUGACAGUUCAAUCAAGCACCCGGCAGCCUCAGGCAACCAGGUCAGGUGA
This is a messenger RNA of Talaromyces proteolyticus, 681 nucleotides long. RefSeq lists its product as uncharacterized. The coding region runs from base 1 to 681 and encodes 226 amino acids. NCBI's taxonomy places the organism in Eukaryota, Fungi, Ascomycota, Eurotiomycetes, Eurotiales, Trichocomaceae. The record is from RefSeq and is a predicted model, not a curated record. The transcript has a single exon.